Coniosporium apollinis CBS 100218 is the source of this 3948-nucleotide messenger RNA. RefSeq lists its product as uncharacterized. Lineage: Eukaryota; Fungi; Ascomycota; Dothideomycetes. The coding region runs from base 1 to 3948 and encodes 1315 amino acids. Gene Ontology annotation, cellular component: HDA1 complex. The transcript is spliced from 2 exons. The record is from RefSeq and is a predicted model, not a curated record.
AUGGCGCCGGCUCGCGUGUCAGUUAAACGGAAACGUAUAUCAGAAAGGCCAGCGGCAAAGCGGAGAAAACCCUACAGAGAGCUUUCAAGUGAGCAGGAGUCGGUCGAUCAGGAGACAUUUUACGCGGCGAGGGCGAUCAUUGACGAGAACAAGACAAAGUACCGCAUCGAUUGGGAACCUAAUUCACGCACCGGACAGGUCUAUGAACCAACGUGGGAGCCAAAAGCCUAUGUUACCAAGGACUUAGUCGAGGCCUGGAAAGAGCUGAAGAAGCAAUCCCCAAAACCCGGGAAGCGGAGCCUGGGCGCGCGUGCGCGUACAUCUUCACAGAGCAGUAGCGUCGCCCAGAGUGACACAAGCACACCGGCAGAGCCGCGUCAACCUCGUUCACGCGCACUAAGACGCGUUAUAGACAGCUCUCCAGAGGUUCCAAGGACUCGCACCAAAGUAACUACAGAAAGUCCUCUCUUCGAGCCUCCCGGUACUGCAGAACCGUCGCCCGCGCCUCUCAACCAGGAGCACAAAGUUGAAAUCUCGCAACCGACGGAUUUCGAUCCGGACGAGUACUCCAGGUACUCGUCUUCAGCCAUCCGCCCUAACGCCUCUUCGCCCCAUUCAUCACAGUUCAUCACGCCGAAGCCCACGCAGACUGUUUCUGGUAGCAACGCCACUAGCAUCUUCACUCCAAACUCCCCAACUGAUCUCUCCGCGCGUGUAAUACCUGACACCCUAGAGGUCCCCGGAUCGUCCAGCUUCGUCCUCUCCACCCAGCAAGACUCUGCGUCCAAGGCGAACGGUACCAGCCAAGUUCUUCCCAUCAGCACUAACAGCACUGAGGAAAGCCCCCUCCGGUCGACUGCCGACGAAAUCUCGGCCUUUGAGGCUUCCGCUAGGGCACCCGAUAGCGAUCCGGAGCCCUCAAGUCCGGCGCUGCCUAAUAAAGCAGUGAACCGUAUACCGGACUCUUCGUCACAGACGGCCAGCUCGGCUUCGUCGCCACCGCCGCCUGAGACGCCAGACAAAUCGCAGUCGCAGUCGCAGUCGCAGUCGCAGUCGCAGUCGCGUUCGGAGCACGUGACUGGCCAGCAGUCGCAGCAAUCGCAUCAGGAAGCCAACGACGGAGAAGCCAACGGCGGAGCCGGCUCUGCCGAGAUUGGGGAAACAGAGGCGCAGGUGCGACCAAAGCCUCCUUCGGCGUUUGAGCAGUCAGUGGAAGAAACGCAGACUGGAGCCGCAGGCCCCCCAGAACCCACAGAGUCGCAUGCAACGACUACAAAUAGUCCGACACAAGAAAGUCAACCUAAUAGCGAGGAGCCAAGGGGAUCAGUGGCCCCUACUGAUACAGAACGGCUUGAAGCUGACGCUUUACACGUUGAUCGUACUGAUCCGUUCGCGGGGAAUCCUGGUAAAGACUUCGGUCAGGGAAAGGAAACAAACUCCGGUUCUGUCCUCAGAUAUAGAGAUCCCAACCAAGUGCGCGAGCCGUCCCUGAAUUCAGUGGAGAAGCCGAUCCAGGAGCAAAUAUUUUCUAGCUCACCGCUGCCGCCAGCUCCCCCGCAAGGGCUAGAUACGUUUGCUAGUAACCCACCUCUAGUUAUGGAAACGCCGUCUGAGAUGGCGACACCUUCUAAGACGCGAUCUAGCGGGACACCCACUGGCACUCCCUCCAGUUUAGGACACAGGCUGAAGGAGAUGCGUACCCGCAUAAGGUCACAGCACGCAGCUAAAAUUCAGGCAGAGAAACACAGCAAUCUACAAGUUGAGCCUGCGCCAGCGGCCAUAAUUGCGCGAGACCUUACCAGCUCGGGGUCUGCGACUAGGUCGCCUUCAAUCGUGCCUUCUACGAACAACAUCACACGGAAUGAGAUACCGGCGGCGGCAGAACAUAUAGAGCCAGAUAGGCUGCACACGCUAGAAGAUGCAGCGGCCGAGCCUAUCUCUGUCCCUCUUGUGAUUGUUGACCCGGAGGAAUCCGGACAGCCGGAAGAUUCGACAAAUCGAGUGAUACUACGUGACCCUCCCCUCGGUUCGAUGGAGUAUAUCAUCCCGCUACCUUUGGAAGGCCCACAAGGCGAUCAGUACCGAAAAACGAUCACCUACUACAAGGAUCUUGUUGAGAGCUCGGCUCGUUUGGAGUGGACUGGAGAGGAGCCUCCCAUCAAAGAAGUGAAACAUUUUAUCACAAGGAUGCAUAAUGUCGCAACGCAUGUUGAUCUCGAGAACCAUGACGCACUUACUCAACAUGGCGUGCCGCCAGAGAACCAGGCUGAAUGGGAUCAGAGCUGCAGUGUCAAGUUCAGGUUCCUUGGUCGAUUCCUGGAUCUCAUGUGCAAGCAAGAUUUCCAUAUUGCCAUUCUUGCGAGGCAGGGAAAGGUCCUCGAUCUGAUCGAGACGUUCUUGAAAGGCAAGCAUAUCACGUAUUACCGGCCGGAUAAGGCGAGAGAAAUGGAGGUAGACAGCGCCGCUGCUUCACUUGCCGUCACGCUCCUCCCUACUAAGGGCGAAGGGUUAAUGGUAACAGCACGCCCCGCAAGUCUCCUAAUUGCAUUAGACCACACCUUGGAUUUAAGUAGCGCGCAUGUUCAAGCCUUGCGGUCCACUAAGCCGGACGGUCGUCUUUCACCUGUGGUUUCACUCGUUGUCGUGAACACAGCGGAGCAUAUCAAGCGUUGCCUCUCUCCUAAUAUUAAGGGGCUCGAUAGGCUCAGGAUUGUUGUUGACUGCAUCGCCCAGCUGAGGCUAGAAGCUGGGAAGCUGGCAGAUGACUGCCCUAGGCCUACUGCCGCAGCAGAGGAACUUGCGCGUUACAUCAUAGACAAGGAGGCAAAAUGGCCCAUUUUCGCAAUCGACAGCUUCAGACACAUGGUUGAGAUCGAUGGACCGCCUUCGCAAUUCUCGGUCCCGUCGUCAGUGCCGGCCGGCACUCAGGAGAUUUCAGGGGCUCAGAAACGGUCUAUAGUUUUCGAAGAUUCUGAGCCCACCAAGAGGAUGCGCAUGACACCCCAGCCUCCAGACUUCAUCAACGCUAACUAUCUCACCCGGAUUAGCGAUUCCGUCGCCGCCGGGCCGUCUCCUUCACAGCCAAGUCAAUCAGCGCAGAAUUCUUCUGUCAUUGCUCAGCCACCUUCAUAUCCCCGCCCCGAAGCAGCCACAUCGACAGACAUUUCCGAUCCCGAUAUCGAAAGCGACGUCCCAACUCUCCGCGCUCUCGUCCUGUCCACCCGGCACCGGGCAUCCGACCUUGAGACCGAGCUUGCGGCCCUGCAGUAUCGAUUUGAGACGCUUCGGACCGAGCAUGGCUCGCUGAAACGCGGACGAGAUGAAGCUGUCCUUGCCCUCGUUGCCGCGAACACUAAGAGUGAGACGCAGGCCGCGGCCAUCGCGGCGCUAAAAGCCGAGCGCGCCGAACUAGUCCAAAAGCUCGAGGAAGCACGAAAGCUCCUCGAAGGCUCAAGCGUGCCAGAAAUAGCACAGCUAGCCGCGCUAGAGAACUCAAAGCAAGCAGCCGAGGAGCGGGCCGCGAAAUGGGAACGCAAGUUCCUCACCCUGGAGAAGGAGCGCGACUUCUUCAGCUCAACGUACCAGACGGCCUCCCAAGCGGUCUCGGAGCUGCGCUCACAAAACAACGACCUUGAGCGCAACGUAGCCGACCUAACCAAACAGGCCAGCGGCGAAGCGGCCCGCCUGAAGCAGCUAGGCGCGGACCAGCGCGCAAAGAAGUACGAAAAGGAGGUCGAGCGACUGAAAGUCAUGGUGCGGAAUCUGGAGGAGCUGGUUAGGAAAAAGGACGAGGAUCUUAGGGCUAUGAAGGGGAGGAGCGGGUACGGAACCCGCCAGAGCAGCGUCCCGAGGAGUCCGAGCGUGAGGCCUAGUCGGGGGAGCAGGGCGAAUAGUCCGCUGGCAGGGGGUUUGGGAAGUAGGUUAGGGGCGUUGAGGGCGGAUCGAUAG